Cyphellophora europaea CBS 101466 is the source of this 1137-nucleotide messenger RNA. RefSeq lists its product as uncharacterized. Gene Ontology annotation, molecular function: protein-containing complex binding. The coding region runs from base 1 to 1137 and encodes 378 amino acids. The transcript has 3 exons. The record is from RefSeq and is a predicted model, not a curated record. Gene Ontology annotation, cellular component: mitochondrion. Lineage: Eukaryota; Fungi; Ascomycota; Eurotiomycetes; Chaetothyriales; Cyphellophoraceae.
AUGCACACUGGUCAAGCGACGAUGUGCGCUGUGCGCACCGCCCGCACAUCCCUCAAGCCCCAUGUCCAGCGCCGAAACCUCCAAGAUAUAGCUAUCAGCCGGACGGGCAAACCCAUCAUAAGAGUGCAGGGCGGUAGAUCGGCACUCGGAGGAAACACAGCGACAGUCUUCGGAGCUACAGGUUUCUUGGGACGCUAUAUUGUCAACAGAUUGGCGAGGGUAGGAUGUCAGGUUGUGAUCCCUUACCGUGAGGAGAUGGGCAAGCGGCACCUUAAAGUCAUGGGAGACCUAGGACGUGUUACCUUCAUUGAAUACGAUCUCAGAAACACUGCUUCAAUCGAAGAGAGCGUGCGCCAUUCCGAUAUUGUCAUCAAUCUGGCCGGCAAGAACUACCCUACCAAGAACUUCAGCUUGCACGAAAUCAAUGUGGAGGGCACCGAGAGAAUAGCAGAGGCUGUUGCAAAGUACGAUGUAGACAGAUUCAUUCAGGUCUCGUCAUACAAUGCCAGUCUCGAUUCGCCGUCAGAAUUCUUCCGGUCAAAGGCUCAAGGAGAACAAGUCGCUAGGACCUUGUUUCCGGAGACUACCAUCGUCCGGCCCGCUCCAUGUUUUGGUUUCGAGGACCGACUCCUUCACAGACUAGCCGGUGUCACAAACUUGUUCACGGUCAACCAUAUGCAGGAGCGAUUCUGGCCUCUCCAUGCUAUUGACUUUGGUGCUGCGCUACAAAAGAUCGCGUAUGAUGAUACCACUGCCGGCGAGACCUUUGAGCUGUACGGACCAUCUAACUACAGUAUGUCUGAGAUCGCAGCUCUGGUCGACCGCGAGAUUCUUAAGGAGCGUCGGCACAUCAAUCUACCUAAGAACCUGCUCAAGCCAGUGGCCUACUACCUCAACCGUCUGCUCUGGUUCCCAGUCCUAUCCGCAGACGAAUUGGAGCAGGAGAGCCUUGAUCAGGUUAUCGACAAGUCAGCCAAGACGAUCAAAGAUCUGGGCAUUGAACCUGCUGAGCUUUCCGAACUGACAUAUCACUAUCUCCAAGACUAUCGCAGCAGCAGUUUCUACGACUUGCCCCCCGCAACCGCGAAGGAGAAGCGCGAGGAAAAGAAAUAUCUGCAUGUCAUUGACGACCAGUAA